AUGUUAGAUAGCUAUACUGCAAUGGAAAUGGUUGAGAAAUUGAGUGAUACUGUAUUCACUUGCAGAUCAUUCACAGUUGAUCUUGUUAUAUACAACAUUGAGCUACAGAAUGGUUUUCUGCAAAACUGCACUUGCCCUGAUACUUCUAAGCUUUGCAAGCAUAUCUUUCUCAUCAAUCGCAUGCUAGAUAUUCCUUACUCUUUGUGCCAAAGUCUUUCCUCCUCCUCCUCUGCUGUCCAUGUAUCUAAUACUGAUACUAAAGCAGUAGUUGACACUUCCCUUCUUUCUGACGAGAUAGAAGCUGAUAUCAUAAACUAUUAUCAAUUAUACUCGGUUGAACUUGACAGCAAGAUAGCCGCGUACAUGGAAAUCUCAGAAGAUGUGAGCAAGUUCUUAAAUACGUUGAAGUUUGCAUACAAUAAGCUGACAAAAUAUGGCUUCCCCUCUCAAUCGCGUCCACCUCAACAAAGAUAA
Messenger RNA from Phycomyces blakesleeanus NRRL 1555(-), 474 nucleotides. RefSeq lists its product as hypothetical. NCBI's taxonomy places the organism in Eukaryota, Fungi, Mucoromycota, Mucoromycetes, Mucorales, Phycomycetaceae. The coding region runs from base 1 to 474 and encodes 157 amino acids. The record is from RefSeq and is a predicted model, not a curated record. The transcript has a single exon. Gene Ontology annotation, molecular function: zinc ion binding.